Messenger RNA from Stereum hirsutum FP-91666 SS1, 1618 nucleotides. RefSeq names its product rab GTPase activator. The record is from RefSeq and is a predicted model, not a curated record. The coding region runs from base 78 to 1424 and encodes 448 amino acids. The transcript is spliced from 7 exons. Lineage: Eukaryota; Fungi; Basidiomycota; Agaricomycetes; Russulales; Stereaceae. Gene Ontology annotation, cellular component: cytoplasm. Gene Ontology annotation, biological process: vesicle-mediated transport; protein transport; small GTPase-mediated signal transduction. Gene Ontology annotation, molecular function: Rab GDP-dissociation inhibitor activity.
CGCUUACGGGCUGCCCUCCUUGAUCUCUCCACACAUCCAUCUCCUCACCAACUUAACAAUCUUUUCGAGUAUCUACCAUGGAUGAAGAAUAUGAUGUCGUCGUCUUGGGCACUGGGUUGACGGAAUGUAUCCUUUCCGGUCUCUUGUCCGUCGAGGGCAAGAAAGUCCUUCACAUGGAUAGGAACGACUACUACGGAGGUGAUAGUGCAAGUCUGAACUUGACUCAGCUCUACCAGAAGUUCCGUGGUCAAGCUCCACCAGCCGAGCUGGGGCGCGACAGGGAUUACGCCGUCGAUCUUGUUCCCAAGUUCAUCAUUGCGUCUGGGGAGCUCACCAAGAUCCUCGUCCACACCGAUGUUACUCGCUACCUCGAGUUCAAACAGAUCGCCGGUAGCUUUGUGUAUCGCGAUGGCAAGAUCUCUAAGGUCCCGAGUACCGAGAUGGAGGCCGUGAAGAGCCCUCUGAUGGGCUUGUUCGAGAAACGCCGGGCGAAGAAGUUCUUUGAGUUCUUGCAAGGCUGGAAGGAUGAAGACCCUGCCACACACCAAGGUGUCGACUUGGACAAGGAUAGCAUGAAGUCCGUUUAUGAGACGUUCGGUCUUGAGCCUGGUACCCAAGAUUUCAUCGGUCAUGCCAUGGCUCUCUACCUCGACGACGACUAUAUCACGAAACCCGCACGCGAGGCUUAUAACCGCAUCGUCCUCUAUACCUCUUCCAUGGCACGCUAUGGAAAAUCUCCGUACAUCUACCCCCUCUAUGGUCUCGGCGAGCUUCCUCAAUCGUUCGCUCGUCUUUCGGCCAUCUACGGUGGAACGUACAUGCUUGACAAGCCGAUCGAUGAGAUCGUCACCGAUGCCGAUGGCAAGUUUGUCGGCGUUCGUAGCGGCAGCGAGACGGUCAAGGCCAAGCAGGUCAUCGGAGAUCCCAGCUACUUCGGUGCCGGUGCCUCUGGGGAGAACGGCAAGCCCCGUGUGCUCGAGGGAGGAAAGGUCAUUCGCGCGAUCUGCCUUCUCAAACACCCCAUCCCUGGCACCGAUGACUCGGACAGCGUGCAGAUCAUUAUCCCUCAGAACCAGGUCAACAGGAGGAACGAUAUUUACAUCGCCAUGGUCUCUUCGACGCACAAUGUUUGUGCGAAGGACGUCUAUGUCGCCAUUGUCAGCACCAUUGUCGAGACCGACAGGCCAGAGCAAGAGAUUGCUCCGGGUCUUGCACUUCUCGGUCCCAUCCACGACAAAUUCGUCUCCAUCUCCACCCUCUACGAACCCACUUCCGACGGCAAGGCCGACAACAUCUUCGUCACUCGCUCCUAUGACGCCACAAGCCACUUCGAGACUGUCGUCGAGGAUGUCCAGGACGUGUGGAAGAGGGUCGUCGGUGCCGACCUUGUCCUCAAGAAACGCGAGGUCGAGGUCGAGGCCUAAUUCGUUUCUGUGCAGGAUUUUUUUGGAGAUGCUUACGUCCUAGUUUUUGCCUACCUCUCAUCUUUUAAUCGGCUUUCCUCCUUCCCUCACUGUAUCAUUCUUUUCGGAACAAACGGCAACAAUAUCAACAGCAAGACGAUAAAACUCUGUAUAUCAUUUUGGCAAUGACCAUAUCUACAGUUUGCAUUCCUUUG